AUGAAUGCAAUGAAUGUAAAAACAAAAAUGUAUCGUAUACCUUUGUCGCUAUAUUGGGAAAAAUAUUGGCAUCCAUGGCCCAUAGGAAUAUUAGCUACAUUUCAAUUAAUUAUGGCAUUUACAACUAUUAGUAUGGAAAUUGGUAAUGCAGUCGUAGACUUAUUUAGAGCUAAUGUUUAUUCAGGUUUUUGGUCGUUUCCAUUUAUGAUUUCAGCAACAAUUGCUACAUAUGCAUGUGUUUGUGCAACAAAGACACAAACAAAAGCAAUCGUUGCAUUGAUUCUUCAAAUAAUAUCAAUGUUAGUCAUGCUUGUUGUCAUAGGUUUUUUAAUAACUUUUAUUGCUACUAAUUUUACAUUAUGUUUGGGAUUUCAAUGUUUUCAAACAUCAUCGUCAUCGCAUUCAUCGUCAACUUACACUACUAUUAAACAAGUUUUUAUUGUAUGUGAACUUGUUUUUUCAAUUAUUUAUACUAUACUUUCAAUAAUCUAUAUAAUUCUUUUUAUAAAAUGUUAUAACAAAAUAUCGCGUAUUCAUCCUAUAGUUCAUUCUUUACCUGUAUCAAGCGGUAUUAGUAAUAAAACAUUAACAAACUUUUCACGUUCACGUCAAUCUGGAUCAGUAUCAACUAUCAGUAAUAAUCGAUCUAAUAUAAAUGAACAAGUACGUCUUGUGUCUUCAACAUAUGCAUAUAAUGGUGCACAAAAAGUAUGUCCAAAUUGUAAACAUGUUUCAUCUUAUAUGCCACAAGAAAAUAUUAUUGAAUGUCCAAAAUGUGGAUAUCAAUCAAAUUUAGUUGAACAUGCACAACAAUAUUAA
Molecule: messenger RNA, 819 nt
Organism: Rotaria sp. Silwood1
Lineage: Eukaryota; Metazoa; Rotifera; Eurotatoria; Philodinida; Philodinidae
Source: the annotation of a GenBank genome assembly